ACAUAACUUUCCAUUCCUAUGGGCAAACCAUACUCUACCCAUGGGGUUACUCAACUCAAGUCAAGCACCCUUUAACAACAACCAUGGAUACUGCUGCUAAAGCAAUGGCGGCACAAAUUAAAAAGACAACUCUAGCUGUGUACAGUGUUGGCAACUCUGCUGUUGUAUACUAUCCUGCAGCUGGAGCUUCUGAUGACUGGGCUGCGAAUGCAAUGGACAUUGCUCAUUCAUACACAAUUGAGCUGAGAGACAAAGGGGUGUUUGGCUUUAAACUACCUGCGUCUCAGAUAUUGCCUACUGUACGAGAUGCCUGGGAGGCUGUAAAGACUUUGGCUACACUGGUCUGAAUGAAGUAACGGAAAGAGUCAACAAACGAAAGUUCCUGCAAUGAAUCUGAGAGACAAGGAGUUACGGUUUGCAACAGAGAUCAUAAAUACUGCUAAAAUCAUUGAAUGAUUUUGAAUUAGCGUUUAAUAUUUUUCCUAAUUUUUGUCAUAUAGUAUUUUAUUUAUGUUUUUUUUUAGUGUGUUACAUAAUUUAUUGACAUAUAUUUGAAUUAAUUACCUGAAAGGAUUUUUCUUUGGAGUUAGAUUGUGAAUCUUAUGUUAGUUUCAGUUUAAUUUUUGUUAUCGGGAAACUUUCAGAAGAAUCUUUGAUUUCAAAUAGUUAUCAAAAGAGUUAUCUAUCACUGAGAACAAUAGACUGUUCAUACGAAAGAACGUCAGUUAUUUGCUUAUCUGUUUAUAUUGUCUGGGGUUAUUUUAAUCUUUCUGUAACUAAUAUAUA
Messenger RNA from Macrobrachium nipponense, 786 nucleotides. RefSeq names its product carboxypeptidase B-like. The transcript has 4 exons. Lineage: Eukaryota; Metazoa; Arthropoda; Malacostraca; Decapoda; Palaemonidae. Bases 84 to 347 code for a protein of 87 amino acids. Gene Ontology annotation, biological process: proteolysis. Gene Ontology annotation, molecular function: metallocarboxypeptidase activity; zinc ion binding. The record is from RefSeq and is a predicted model, not a curated record.